Messenger RNA from Staurois parvus, 293 nucleotides. The record is from the annotation of a GenBank genome assembly. NCBI's taxonomy places the organism in Eukaryota, Metazoa, Chordata, Amphibia, Anura, Ranidae.
CUAUUCCUCCCACUGACACCAAUGAUGGGGCACUACUCCUCCCACUGACACCAAUGAUGGGGCACUAUUCCUCCCACUGACACCAAUGAUGGGGCACUAUUUCUCCCACUGACACCAAUGAUGGGGCACUAUUCCUCCCACUGAUACCAACAAUGGGGCACUAUUCCUCCCCCCCCAUUAAAGUAACACAGCGGCGUAACGCAAAAGAUGGCCUGGUCAGGAAGGGGGGGGGGAUCCUCUGGAGGGCGAGGGGGGGGGGGUGGAAGAAUUCUCUGGAGGGCAAGGGGGGGGGG